AUGAGGACUGUUCUCUUGCCGUACUUGACGCUGAUGGCACGGCACCAAGUCCAGCUCAGCAUCUCGCCUCCUCGUCAGAGCGACGUUCGUUCCCAGCGACGUCUCAAUGACGCCCUUGGCUUCGACCACGUGCUAGUGGCGGUUCAACCUUUGUUUGACACGUUGCCAGAUCUUCCCCAUGCAGUCGAUGAGCUCACCGCUCAACUCAAGAUCUCCCGAGAGGAAGCUGCCGCUGCCAAGCGUCUACUCGUUCCUGUCCAACAAGCCGACAGCUGA
Molecule: messenger RNA, 276 nt
Organism: Phytophthora nicotianae INRA-310
Lineage: Eukaryota; Oomycota; Peronosporomycetes; Peronosporales; Peronosporaceae
Exons: 1
Coding region: 1-276 (91 amino acids)
Source: RefSeq, a predicted model, not a curated record